Molecule: messenger RNA, 1206 nt
Organism: Rotaria sordida
Lineage: Eukaryota; Metazoa; Rotifera; Eurotatoria; Philodinida; Philodinidae
Source: the annotation of a GenBank genome assembly
AUGGAUUCACCGAAAAGUAAAGUUUACGGAUAUAAGAAGAAAAUUUGGUAUGCACCGAAUAAAUUCGAAUCAUAUGGCGAUGAAGAAAUCAAAGCUGUUGAAUCCUGCCUACGAAAAGGCUGGCUUGCACCAGGUCCCAUUACUGAACAAUUUGAACGAGAAAUAGCAAGUAUCUUUGGAAAAAAAUUCGCUGUUAUGGUUAAUUCAGGUUCAUCAGGCAAUAUAUUGGCAUUGCUCAUUGCAGGUUUGAAAGCAGGUGACGAAGUUAUUACACCUGCGUGUACCUUUGCUACAACUGUUGCUCCUAUCGUUCAACUUGGUCUCGUACCCGUAUUCUGUGAUGUCGAACAGGGUUCAUAUGUAUCUUCUGUUGCACAAGUCAUUGAAAAAGUUAGUUCACGCACAAAAGCUUUGUUCCUUCCAAACCUAAUUGGGAGCAAACCGAAUUGGCAAGGAUUAAAAGAUGAAUUAUUUAUGUUGGGUCGUCGAGAUAUUUUACUCAUCGAAGACUCCUGCGAUACAAUCACGAGCACUCCAAUAACAGAUAUUGCUGUUACCUCAUUUUACUCCAGUCAUAUUAUUACAGCAGGUGGUGGUGGAGGAAUGGUUAUGUGUAAUGAGAAGAGUCAACGUGAUCUUGCUUUACAAUAUCGUGAUUGGGGGAGAAUGGGUACGAACACUGAAUCGUUCUCAGAACGUUUUGGUCAUUCUGUUGACGGCAUUGAAUAUGACUUCAAAUUCUUGUAUCCUAUUCUUGGUUAUAAUUUUAAAUCGACUGAAAUGAAUGCUGCAUUUGGUCUAGAACAGUUAAAAAAACUGCCAUUAUUUCUUGAGAAACGUCGUCAAAAUAUAGAUCGUUUUGUGCAACAACUCAAAGAACUAGAACCUUAUGGUCUUGUACUCCCCAAAAAUCAUGACAAAGUAGAUUGGCUUGCAUUACCACUCGUGUUACCGAACCGCAAGGUCCUGCUUCAAAAACUUGAAGACAGCGAUAUACAGACACGAGUGUGUUUUGCAGGUAAUAUCACUCGACAUCCUGCCUACCGACAAUACUAUCAAGUCUUUCCGAAUGCUGAUGAAAUUAUGAAGAAUGGUUUCUUGGUCGGUGCUCAUCAUGGCAUGAAUCAAGAAGAUGUUGACUAUGUGUGUGAAGUAAUCAAAAUGCACGUUUACUCAAGUCAAUCAUCUAGCCACAUUAAUACAUAA